This is a messenger RNA of Bemisia tabaci, 1900 nucleotides long. RefSeq lists its product as uncharacterized. The record is from RefSeq and is a predicted model, not a curated record. NCBI's taxonomy places the organism in Eukaryota, Metazoa, Arthropoda, Insecta, Hemiptera, Aleyrodidae. Gene Ontology annotation, molecular function: peptidase inhibitor activity.
GUGAUGUUUGAAUUAAAAACUUUUCUCCUGAGAUCACUGUGCGUCCUACUGGUAUUAUGUCACGCUUAUCAUCAACUUUUAUCAGCAGAAUAUUUACCCACACGCUGGCAGUACCGAUGAAAAAGGCUUUCAGUUGAUUUUAGUUCGUGAAUAAGUAACAUAGUGCUAACAAAAUGAUUCGACAACAAGUGAUAGUUAUAAGUUUGGCGAUCGUUUGUUCCUUCGCGUUUGUCGCCGGUAAGGAUUCGCGCGAGAGUUCCCCGCAGGGAAAUGGAGACAAUCAGGAAACAGGACCGGGGAGUCCGGUGUUACAGUUGCUAUCGCAGAUGAUGAACCCGAACGCCAAAAGCGCCAGCCUGAAGGAGCUUCAAAAGAAGGUCGAGUCGGACAGGACGCACAUCCAAAAGAUCCCUCCGAGGAAUAGGGAGAAGCAGGAACUCGAGGAGAAGAAGAAGGAACUUGAAGAGAAAGAGCGGGAGUUGGAGGAAAAUUUCGUCGUGUCACCCGACUUCGAUAAAUAUGCUUACAAGAGCCCGAAACGGUCGUCUGUGACAUACAGCAUUGACGCAACAUGCCAACUGGCGACAUGCUACGAGGACGGAAGACCCUUCCUCAGAAUUCACAACUACUGCUACAAAGGUAUCAGCGAUCUCCAAGCUGCCUGCGAGGAGCGCUACCUAUCGGCUAGAAAUCGGAGAGCUGGCAAGGAGAUGUCGGCACCAAGUUCAACACAGAUCCCAACACAUAGUAGAGAAAGCUGCUCUAUCAUUAAUGAAACGUGGAAAGAUAACUGCAACACAUGCGUCUGUUUGGUGGUGCUUAUACCCGCCUGCACGCGUAUGAAGUGCCCCGAAGAAGUGCAUCCGAAUAUCCCAUCCUCCCAAGGCUUCCAACCAAAUGGCCAAAAACCAAACACGAUGUACAAUAAUCAAAAGCCGGAAGGUUUGCUCCCUAUGCAAAAUGGCUCUAAAGAUGAGCAACCUGCCAAGCACAUAAAAAACGUUUAACAGAUACCGUUCAAUGCACGUUACCAAGGAGGAAGCAUCUACCAAGCAACUAUCCUCAGACUUUAAUGUAGAGGUGUUCAGGGUCUCUGUAUUUACCUUUUAGCCAUUGUGUUCGCUUCAAGGUUGAGCGGAAAUGUUAUAACAUCAAACUCUCCAUGAGCAACCGACAAAGAAAAGAGAAGAAAAGUAGGAUAUUUAAUUGUUUUAUUUGAUUUCACAAUGGUCGCGAUUUUUAUGGAUUUUAAUAUGCCCUAUUAACCUAAAAAUUACCAAAUAUAGGUAAAUCUAACCUUAAUUAAAACCUAGAAACCUGUUUUUUCUAGUUGACCUAGAAAUUUGCAUUCAUGAGUAAAAAAGACGCCGCUCUUAGGUGAUACACAAGAUGGAUUUAGAUUGGAUGUCAAUGAAUACGGAUUAGACACGCUUACUUUUAUAAAAUUUUCCCUGAUGAUUUGGAUUAGAUUGUAAAUACAGCGUAAGUGCUGCGUACCUUGCAGACGAAAGACUCAGUUUAUCAUUGUAGAUACUUUUCACUGUUAAUUUAUUUAUAUACCUAUAAGAUGAACAAAUGUACUUUAACUUUAGUGUUAACAGUCAUUUUUUAUAGAGACAGAGAAUAUGAUUCUGAUUAUUUUUCCAAACUUUCAAAAUUAAAAGCAGAAUGUUUUGUAUGCCAUUGCCUGGUGAAUAAUUCUUGUCAUAGCUGAGAAAAGAGUUCUUCAGCGGGAAUAAAAUGCGAUGACCUACAGACGCUAACAAGCAAUUUUCAGUAAUUAGUAUCGUAAACGGAAUAUUUGAAUAUCUGAAAAUCAGACAACAUGAAGAAGUGUAUCUAUGUACCCAAUAUCCAUUUUACAAGUAAAUAUAUACUGCAUGAUAUGAGCUCUUUAUAA